AGAAAAUGAUGAUCCGUCUACUUUUACUCACAAUGGCAGUGGUUGGAGUAUGGAGUUUAUCUGUAGCCCCAUUGCUUGACAGUUUGAUUGAAGUUUCUGUGGACUGUGGUGAAAAGGUCGACAAUGAUCCCGUUCUCAAGAUAUUAACUGACGUCGACAUUUUAGCGAAGGCCAAGUGUAAUGGCGGUGAUCAGGAAUUUACUUCUACAGAUUCGGUUCACUAUGCACUUCCAGCGGCUACCAGCACUAAAGGCAAUCGGUGUCUUUUCUAUCAACUCUAUAGGCCGUCAGCUUCGUGAUUUUUUUGAAGAAUAUUUGUCGAUCCAAACAACCCCCUAUUUUUUCCUUAUAGCCGUAGAUUGUGGACCCCCACCAAAGCCAUCAGGGGAAACGGUAGAACUGUUUGUUGAUAGUACUACUGUUGGUUUUGAUGCGGAAUAUGAAUGUCGUAUAGCACAUUAUGUCAUAGAGGGAAUUUUAGGUUGUAUUGCUAAUGCUGCUGAUGACUUCAUAUCAGACGCUGUCCAAAGUCCAAUGCAACAAUCCGAAUGUAAUGAUCAUUGCCGAGAAAAAUGGUUUACUAUGUUUGUGUGGAGGAAUGAUAAAUCAUGUGGUUGCUUAGACUAUACAUUUGAACCCUAUGUGGUUGAUUGCGAAGAGGCGUGCGAUAUAGUUCACCCCUGUGGUACGACAGAACCUAAUUCUGGAGCGGCCUUCGUUGUCAUCUAUCCGGACGUUAUAGGAUACCAGGAAGCUUGUUUAACUGACCAGGAAACAUUCGAACCAGAUCCAGAAGGUGAUGGUGAUGUCUCGAUCUGUAGACUAAUGUGUGUAGCUUAUGGGUGGUACCCGUCUAGCUUACCUGUGAUCUUCGAUUCUAAUCCUAUGGUGUUACCCCUCAAGGAUCGAAAUUUAUGGGGUUUUUGUGCAGUGGAAGCUGAUAUGACUGCUACGGUGGAACCUUCAGAAUGUCGAUCUUGUGAGUCGGAUUCUACUGCGAAAUGUGGAUCUACACUUACCAGUUACAACCAUAGCAAAACGAGUAUUCAGAGUUCAAAUAUAAAGACCAAGACUUUUUUUCAAUUCUUCAUCCUAGGAUCAUGAGAGAGUUGAAGUGCGUGAGGGGGAUAAUUGAAAGUUCCAGGCUUCGAUUUUGGCAUUAGUCUAUGUAACUUCAAUUUUGCCAUUUAGUCUAGUCAAAAUAUAAUACAAAUACACCCGAACCCAAAAAAUUGCAAGAAAUUGUUUUAUUGUGUUGUUUUGUAUUACAAGGGGUGUAGAAAAAUCCCGUCACCAGAACGGGUCCAAAUUUUGGGUUAAGAAAAACAUGACGUCAGUGCCUUAAAAACUAUGGAACUAUGUCAAUAUUGACACAAGAUCACGUGAUUCUGGUAAUUUCAAUAUCAGAGACUGGUCGUUCAGGACUACGAGUAAACAAAGACAAUGAAAACAAAGACUUCGUAUGUAUGGAUUAUGUACUGAUAAUAAAAUGCAUAAUUGGUGAACCAAAAGCAUUAAAUAC
This is a messenger RNA of Lottia gigantea (owl limpet), 1522 nucleotides long. RefSeq lists its product as hypothetical. The transcript has 10 exons. The record is from RefSeq and is a predicted model, not a curated record. The coding region runs from base 181 to 1104 and encodes 307 amino acids. NCBI's taxonomy places the organism in Eukaryota, Metazoa, Mollusca, Gastropoda, Lottiidae.